Messenger RNA from Corythoichthys intestinalis (scribbled pipefish), 1415 nucleotides. It is a transcript of the gene snrnp40, whose product is annotated as small nuclear ribonucleoprotein 40 (U5). The record is from RefSeq and is a predicted model, not a curated record. Gene Ontology annotation, cellular component: catalytic step 2 spliceosome. Gene Ontology annotation, molecular function: RNA binding; protein binding. The transcript is spliced from 10 exons. Lineage: Eukaryota; Metazoa; Chordata; Actinopteri; Syngnathiformes; Syngnathidae. The coding region runs from base 161 to 1207 and encodes 348 amino acids.
CCAAUCAAACCGUUUCAAAUCCCGGAAGAACUUCCUUCUGUUCUUCCCCGAUUCAUUACCGCUCCUUGUACCUCAGUGAAAAUACAGCCAAACGUUCUUAUGUUUGCAUCUUAAACAACGGGAAUAGGUUCCUUUUGUUGAUUUUGUCGAUGAGGAAAUAAUGAUUGAGCCAAAGAAGAGAAUGGCGGACAUGGCGGUGGUGCCUUCAGCUGCAAUGAAGAGACCCCGGACGGAGCUGGUGGCGGCGGCCCAGUCUCAGCAGCUCGUGGCUGGGGGACCUCCGAGGACCUCCAGCUUGCAGGCGCCCAUCAUGCUUAUGUCAGGCCACGAGGGUGAGGUCUACUGCUGCAAGUUUCACCCUAAUGGUGCCACGCUGGCAUCAUCCGGCUUUGAUAGGCUCAUAUUGAUGUGGAACGUAUACGGAGACUGUGACAACUUUGCCACGCUGAAGGGUCACAGUGGAGCAGUGAUGGAGCUACACUACAACACGGAUGGAAGUUUGCUGUUUUCCGCAAGCACGGACAAGACUGUUGGCGUGUGGGACAGCGAGACGGGCGAGCGAAUUAAGCGUUUGAAGGGCCACACUUCUUUUGUCAAUACCUGCUACCCAGCCCGCAGGGGACCCCAACUUGUGUGCACUGGCAGCGACGACGGAACCGUCAAGCUGUGGGACGUGCGCAAGAAAGGCGCUGUCCAUACCUUCCAGAAUACCUACCAGGUGCUCGCCGUCACCUUCAACGACACCAGCGACCAGAUUCUGUCUGGCGGCAUCGACAACGACAUCAAGGUGUGGGACCUGAGGCAGAACAAGCUGAUGUACAACAUGCACGGACACGGCGACUCGGUGACCGGACUCAGUCUCAGCUCCGAGGGGUCAUACCUUCUCUCCAACUCAAUGGACAACACUGUUCGUAUUUGGGAUGUCCGACCUUUCGCACCGAAGGAAAGAUGCGUGAAGAUUUUCCAAGGCAACGUACACAACUUUGAAAAGAAUCUGCUGAGGUGCUCGUGGUCCACUGAUGGCAGCAAGAUAGCUGCCGGAUCUGCUGACAGGUUUGUAUACAUUUGGGACACCACGUCACGCCGCAUCCUCUACAAGCUGCCGGGACACGCCGGUUCUGUUAACGAGGUUGUGUUUCAUCCUGAGGAGCCCGUUGUGCUCUCUGGUGGCAGUGAUAAACGACUGUACAUGGGGGAGAUUCAAUAGCAAAUGUGUUUGGGAAGCUUUAGUAAGGACAUCAAUGAUUUUUUUUUUAAAUUUUUUGUUCUUUUUAAAUAAAAAUCACGUCUUCUGUAAAGACAGCACGUGUCGGGUCUUCAUAUAUCUGUAUGAUUUAAAGCAGGGGUGUCCGACUCAUUUUGGUUCUCGGGCCACAUUUAUGGCAAUUAGGAUUAGAUAUAAGGCAAUUGGGAUG